AUGAAUAUUUUAAUUUUAUUUUAUUUAUAUAUUGUUCACUUUCUUCCUCUUUUUCUCCGCCCAGGCCAGCAGCCACUGUCUUCUCUCUCUCUCUCUCUCUCUCUCUCUCUCUCUCUCUCACACGCACACACACACUCUUUCACUCUCUUUAUUUUCCCGGAAAAUCUCGGUUUUCCUGAGAAAAAACAAAAGAAAAGAAAACAUUGGGGAGAUGAUUUCGACUAGGUCCGUUUUGCGCGGGCAGCUAAGACCGUCGGUUGCUUUGUUGCACUCUUCAUUUUACUCUUCUUUAUCAUCUGCAGCUGCAAUUCAAGCUGAGAGAACAAUCAGACAAGGCCCCAGAAAUGACUGGAAACGCGACGAGAUCAAGGCCGUCUAUGGCUCUCCUGUUCUCGAUCUCCUUUUCCACGGGGCUCAAGUUCACAGACACACGCAUAAUUUUAGGGAAGUGCAGCAGUGUACUCUUCUCUCUAUCAAGACUGGUGGAUGUAGUGAGGAUUGUUCGUAUUGUCCUCAAUCAUCCCGGUAUGACACAGGACUCAAGGCCCAAAAGCUUAUGACAAAGGACGCUGUCAUGGAGGCAGCACAAAAGGCAAAAGAGGCUGGAAGCACACGCUUUUGCAUGGGAGCUGCAUGGAGGGAUACAGUUGGAAGAAAGACAAACUUUAACCAGAUCCUUGAAUAUGUAAAAGACAUAAGGGAUAUGGGAAUGGAGGUGUGCUGCACCUUAGGCAUGCUAGAAAAGCAACAAGCUUUGAAACUCAAAGAAGCAGGCCUGACAGCAUACAAUCACAAUCUUGACACCUCUAGGGAAUAUUACCCAAAUGUCAUUACCACAAGGACCUAUGAUGAGCGCUUGGAAACCAUUAAGUUUGUCCGGGAUGCAGGAAUUAGUGUGUGUUCAGGAGGAAUAAUAGGGCUCGGAGAAGCAGAGGAGGAUAGAGUUGGUUUGCUUCAUACAUUAGCAACACUCCCAUCUCACCCAGAAAGUGUUCCCAUCAAUGCACUGGUUUCAGUGAAAGGCACACCUCUUCAAGAUCAGAAGCCAGUUGAAAUUUGGGAGAUGAUACGAAUGAUUGCCACUGCCCGUAUAGUCAUGCCAAAAGCAAUGGUCAGAUUGUCUGCUGGCAGAGUAAAGUUUUCAAUGCCAGAGCAGGCAUUGUGCUUUCUUGCUGGUGCAAAUUCGAUAUUCACUGGUGAGAAGCUAUUGACUACUCCAAACAAUGAUUUUGAUGCUGAUCAACUUAUGUUCAAGGUGCUUGGUCUGAUUCCCAAAGCUCCCAGUUUCUCUGAGGAACCAGCAAAGGCAUAUGAGGCAGAGGCUUGUGAGGAAGCUGUUUCCAGUUCAGGCUGAAAUUGCUAUACUAGGAGAGUGUUGGUCUGUAGUUUCUUACAUUUUUUGAGCUGUAAUUUUAGCGUUAGUUUGUAGCUGAAAGAAUUGUACUCGAAGUAAAAUUCAGUUAGAAAAUAAAAGCGAAAUUUAGUAA
Molecule: messenger RNA, 1487 nt
Organism: Prunus dulcis (almond)
Lineage: Eukaryota; Viridiplantae; Streptophyta; Magnoliopsida; Rosales; Rosaceae
Product: biotin synthase, mitochondrial
Exons: 6
Coding region: 212-1354 (380 amino acids)
Biological process (GO): biotin biosynthetic process
Cellular component (GO): mitochondrion
Molecular function (GO): biotin synthase activity; 2 iron, 2 sulfur cluster binding
Source: RefSeq, a predicted model, not a curated record